Messenger RNA from Eutrema salsugineum, 2785 nucleotides. RefSeq names its product BTB/POZ domain-containing protein NPY1. Gene Ontology annotation, molecular function: protein binding. Bases 835 to 2574 code for a protein of 579 amino acids. The transcript has 4 exons. Lineage: Eukaryota; Viridiplantae; Streptophyta; Magnoliopsida; Brassicales; Brassicaceae. The record is from RefSeq and is a predicted model, not a curated record.
CAACUUCGUCAGACCGGAAAUAAAUCAUCAUCAUUCCUCAUCCCUUCCCAAGCUCAAAGCCAAAGAACUAUAUUCAUUACUCCAUUAUAAAAACAGAGAAAAAAAUAAAAGCUUUUAUUGAGAUUUGAGCCAUAAAGAGAGAGAAGAAGAAGAAGAAUAGAAGAGGGAACGAGAAGAUCUCCAGCGGAUCAGUCCCGCUUUAAAAGCAUUGGCGGCGACUGAUUUCCAUCUCUCUCCUCUUCCUCCUUAAAUAUUCUCUCUCCCUCUCUCUCUCUCAAUUUUACUCGCUACACAACGCCCCUUUCUUCUCUCUAUCUAUCUCUCUCUCUCUUACGCAAUUUGGGUUUUGCUUUUUUCUUUGUGUGUGAUUAUGAUGAUGCGAUUUUCCUUUCUGAUGCUUUUAUUUUCCUGGAAAGUUUAGAGAGAAGUGAGAAAAAUAAAAUAAAAAAGAAAAGUUUGGAACUUUAUAUGGUUUUCUCUGUUUGCACAGAGAGACAAUAAAUGCGUUUGUAAUGGUUAGUUGAGAUGGGAGGAAAAGAAAAUCCCGUAGUCCGAGGAGUUGGGUUAUUGCAAAAGGAUAGUGAGGCAAAACAUGGGUUUGGUUUCUCUUGUCUCUCUUCAAACAUCCAUUUCCAUUAAUGGUCUCUCCCCCUCCCAACAGAGCUCAACUUAAAAGAAAUCAACAUUUUGCUUUUUCUUUCUUUUUCUCUACUCUUCUGGUUCUGGUUUGAUUUUGUCUGUUAAGACAAAAAGAAAGAGUAAAGCUUUGAGCUUUUUUAGUAUUAAGCUGCUGAAGAGUCAAACAAAAAAGUGUGGUAAAGAAGACGAAGAAAUAUGAAGUUCAUGAAGCUAGGGUCUAAGCCUGAUACAUUUGAAUCUGAUGGCCAAUUCCACAAGUACGCAGUUUCGGAUCUAGACAGUGAUGUUACUGUCAAUGUUGGGGAGGUUACAUUUUACCUCCAUAAGUUCCCGCUGCUAUCGAAGAGCAAUCGGAUGCAAAGACUGGUCUUUCAAGCCAGUGAGGAGAAAACCUCUGAGAUCACUAUAUUCGACAUCCCAGGAGGACACAAAGCGUUUGAGAUCUGUGCUAAGUUUUGCUAUGGGAUGACUGUUACGCUCAACGCUUACAACAUAACAGCUGUUCGAUGUGCAGCUGAGUAUCUUGAAAUGACUGAAGAUGUUGAUCGUGGUAACCUCAUAUACAAGAUCGAGGUUUUCCUCAACUCGGGGAUAUUCAGAAGCUGGAAAGACUCAAUCAAUGUGCUUCAGACUACAAAAUCUCUUCUUCCAUGGUCUGAAGAUCUGAAACUUGCUGGUAGGUGCAUAGACUCUGUUUCAGCUAAGAUUUUGGUGAACCCCGAGACUAUCACUUGGUCUUAUACUCACAACAGGAAGUUAUCUGGACCCGAUAAGAUAAUCGAGUAUCAUCGGGAGAAGAGAGAAGAAAAUGUGAUUCCGAAAGAUUGGUGGGUCGAAGAUGUGUGUGAGCUUGAAAUCGAUAUGUUCAAGCGAGUUAUGAGCGCUGUGAAAUCGAGUGGAAGGAUGAACAAUGGCGUAAUUGGUGAAGCUCUUAGAUACUAUGUUGCAAGGUGGUUACCUGAAUCUAUGGAGUCUUUAACAUCAGAAGCUUCUUCAAACAAACAUCUCGUUGAGACGGUUGUUUUCUUGCUGCCGAGAGUGAACAGAGCGAUGAGCUACUCUACUUGCAGCUUCUUGCUGAAACUCCUUAAAGUUUCGAUCUUGGUUGGAGCUGAUGAGAUGGUUAAAGAAGAUUUGGUUGAAAACGUGAGCUUGAAGCUGCACGAGGCCUCGGUUAAGGAUCUGUUGAUCCAUGAAGUUGAGUUGGUUCAUCGGAUUAUGGAUCAGUUCAUGGCUAAUGAGAAACGUGUCUCGGAAGCUGAUCGGUACAAGGAGUUUGUUUUAGGAAACGGGGUUUUGUUGAGCGUAGGAAGAUUGAUAGAUGCGUAUCUCGCACUUAACUCUAAUCUUACACUCUCUAGCUUCAUCGAGUUAUCUGAACUUAUCCCGGAAUCAGCUAGACCUAUCCACGACGGUCUAUACAAAGCCAUUGACACUUUCUUGAAGGAACAUCCGGAGCUAAUGAAAUCGGAAAAGAAGAGACUUUGCGGGUUAAUGGAUGUGAGGAAACUGACGAGUGAGGCAUCAACGCACGCAGCACAGAACGAGCGACUUCCUUUACGAGUGGUGGUGCAAGUUCUCUACUUUGAGCAGCUCCGAGCUAACCACAGCCCUGUUGGUUCUGUUGCAGCUUCGUCGCACUCGCCGCUGCCGCCGGUGAAGAAGACGGAGGAGAACGAAGUCGUUGUCGGAGAAAGAGAGGAAGCGACGAAGAAGGUGGGGCUGAGCAAGAAAAGCAGAGGAAGCAAGAGCACGAGGAGUGGUGGUGGAGCACAGCUGAUGCCGUCGAGGUCAAGGAGGAUCUUUGAGAAGAUAUGGCCAGGGAAAGGUGAGAGUAGUAACAAAAGCUCUGAGGUUUCGUCUGGUAGCUCGCAGAGUCCGCCGGCAAAGUCGUCGAGCUCUUCCUCCCGGCGCCGGAGACAUUCCAUAUCGUGAAAGGGUCUAUUUUUAAAGCGUUGGGAGAUCAAAAAUUUGUAAAGAGUUAAGGUAUUAUUAUUAUGGUCAUUAACUUAUAUAAGUGGUUUUAGGAUUUGUGGUAGUUAAUCUAAAAAACUGAUGAAGUUAAGAAGUUUCUGUUCUGUGUGUUCUUUUCUUCCUUUCUUUCGCUUUUCCCUUUAAUGUGAAAGUCUAGUCCUUUGAUUACCAA